Molecule: messenger RNA, 2964 nt
Organism: Peniophora sp. CBMAI 1063
Lineage: Eukaryota; Fungi; Basidiomycota; Agaricomycetes; Russulales; Peniophoraceae
Source: the annotation of a GenBank genome assembly
AUGCCAGACCCAAAUUGCGUAUACAUCGAGGAGCUAUCGACCCUUUUCAGAGGACGUGCUGUCCAUAACCCUCGUCGCACACGCCUACAAUCUGGACGUGGCCUACGUUCCCCAAUCGACGUCGGCGACGUUGUAUACGACUGCGAGGGACAGCUUACCCGCCUAUUCAACUGCCUGAAGAGGCCCAGCGAACAGGAUGAAGACUCCAUUCUUCCGGAAAACUUCGAGAUGCUCUCUGUGACCCAACCCUACCUGCCGUCGCGCGAUCACCGCGAGGUCUUGACGCCCAUCACCAUCAAUGAAAGACUGAUCCAUGCCGGUCCGUACUUUUCGAAGGGAGUGCGGAGAUUAGAUGCCCAUUUGGGUGUAUCAGUAGCAUCGGCAGCCGGCCCCAGUUUCGGAUUCUCUACUCUCCACAAACAAGGCGCCAUUCUGAUUACCUCUGGAACCAUCCGCACUCGGGUAUCUCCCAACCGCCCUGCAUUCGAGCAGUACAUGGUCAAACACUUUGACGACUGGUGCUCACUUCUCUCGUCGAGGCAGCUCGAAGUCCAGCCCCAUAAUCUCAUGUUCGUCACAGCCGCCGACUACACCACCACUUGGUCAAACCUGGUAUACACGGAACACCAGCUUCAAGGCCAGUUCAGUAUCGAAGUUCCUUCGGUGUCUACUAUUGGAGGUCAGAUCUCUGUUGGCAUGGACGUUCAGCAUAAACAGUCGGAAACGAGAGACUGGGGUCCAAAUCCCGAGGAUCUAGAGCUGGAAAGGAGGUGUGCAGUUGUGAACGCAACUGAUGUUCCCACGUCUCUCACCGAUGACCAGGUCAUCUUCGUUCGUGGCUUACGAGGGAAGAGACGUCGACUUUUCAAGGGGUUCCAGAAGCUUGUUGGAGAAGGAGAACCCGGCGACGAAUACGACACCCAUCCCGGUGGAAACGGUGGGUCUGAGAUAACAACCGAAAGCCUCACCGAUUCGGCGCACAUGACGGACUUCCUAUCGCCGAUUUUGGAUCUCAUCCUCGAGAACACGAAUGCGGACUUAGCCCUUGUCCACGACGAAGACUACCAGCCUUACCUUCAGCACGUCCAGUCAGCUGACGAUCGACCUUGCGCAUUCACACGGUCUGAUGCCGCGAUGAAUGGUAUAGUAUAUGCGACUCUCAAGCACCCAGAGGGCGAAACGCCUUCUGUGAUCAAUCCCGAGGGAGAGACGUCUGAAUUGACCAACCUGAAUCUUCGAGAGCGGAACUCGCAAGGCAUCAGCACCGGGACCGCAUCUCGAUCACUGGAGCAGCACGCAGUCUCAACCCACGUCCCCACGAUUGGCAGGAUCGAACUCCACGACGCCGACCCAGCCGCCGACGUCUUUGGAAAACAGCUCCAAUCUGAGCGCAAGGAGAGCAUGGGAGGCAAGAACAUAGCUCUAAAGAUCCUCUUGCUAGGUCAGAGCGAGAGCGGCAAGAGCACACUGUUGAAACAGUUGCAGCUCGCAUAUGCGCCUUCCGCCUUCCGUGCAGAGCGGAUGGUAUGGCGCUUGGUGAUCUAUCUCAACCUAGUACAAUCCGUCCACCAGAUCCUCGAUACCAUCGCAAUAUCGCCAGACGUGGACGAGCCAGGGGCUAUGCCACAAACCGGACUGACAGACACAUCCCUUGCGCAACCGUCCACCGGUGCUGUACUAUCCGACGAGGAGUUUGCACAGAAAGGCGCCCAGUAUGCCGAACGCCUCGCGCCGCUGCUCGAUCUGGAACAACGCUUGAUUGCCAUGCUCGCAAAGGAUGACAAGCAUGAUGUGACGCCGUUGGGCGAUAGAUCCUCCCCAAGCCAGUCACAUGGUCCUUACGAUGGUCGACCUUCCCUGUCAGCGUCAGUGUCAGUCGAAACACGUAGCCCCGCCGUGCAAGGCGCGCGCGCGCCCAGCUCAUCAGGCUCGCAUCAAUCGCACGGAAAACUCGCGGCGGCGCGCCCGAAGUCGGAUUGGAAGAGCGUGCUUUCGCGUUCUCUCAACACAGUACGUUCCGCGGUUCUCAAUCACCCCAGGAGCGAUGUGGUCAAAGGCUCGCCACUCUUGCAUCCAUCGCACGGCGAGGUCGCGGUGCGCACGACGUCAAAUUGGAAGAAGUCACUCUCGCUAUCUCGUGCAGUAUCACGCCCCGCAGCCCCCGACCAACCCGGAGGCGGGGUUGUCGGAUGGUGGGAAACCCCGUCAGAUCCUGUGCAUGUUCUAGGCCAGUGCGCCCGCGACAUGUCCGCGCUUUGGGCGGAUCCUUGGGUUCGCACGCGCCUGGCGGCCCGACGAAUUCGCUUGGAAGAAAGUAGCGGAUUCUUCUUGGAUGAAAUUGACAGGAUCACUGCAAAGAAGUACAUACCCACGGACGAUGAUGCGCUCAAGGCAAGGCUCAAGACAACCGGAGUUGUCGAACACGCGAUCAUGGCAACAACGGGCCAGAGGAACAAGUCAAUUGAGUGGAAGAUCUUCGACGUCGGUGGCGAGCGCAGCCAGCGACAAGCAUGGGCGCCUUACUUCAUGGGCGUCAACGCGAUCAUCUUCCUCGCUCCUAUCUCUGCUUUUGAUCAGGCCCUUGCCGAGGAUACACGAGUGAACAGGCUAGAAGACAGCCUGUUGCUGUGGCGCUCAGUCGUCUCGAAUAAGCUUUUACGGGACGCCAAGCUCGUCAUAUUCUUGAACAAAUGCGAUCUGUUGAAGGCCAAGUUGGAGAGCGGCGUUCGACUGAAUCAGUACUUGGCCGUUUACGGCGACCGACCGAACGACUACGAUGCGGUUUCACGAUAUCUUCGCAAUAAGUUUGGUCUCCUUCAUCAGCAGUAUACGCCGAAUCCAAGCCGCGAGCUCUUCAUUCACCUUACAACAGUUACUGAUACUCGCCAGACGUCAGUCAUCAUCGCAAAGGUCCGCGACAUCAUUGUCCAAAAUAACCUCAAAGACUCGAGAAUGCUCGUCUAA